Messenger RNA from Chenopodium quinoa (quinoa), 1613 nucleotides. Its product is annotated as protein XRI1-like. Lineage: Eukaryota; Viridiplantae; Streptophyta; Magnoliopsida; Caryophyllales; Amaranthaceae. The record is from RefSeq and is a predicted model, not a curated record. The transcript is spliced from 5 exons. Gene Ontology annotation, biological process: male meiotic nuclear division; female meiotic nuclear division. The coding region runs from base 490 to 1437 and encodes 315 amino acids.
AGGGCAAGAUGUUUAGAACUUGCGAAAGAUUGUGUGUAAAUGAAUAAUUUUAAUACUCAUCUGAAUCUAACCUCAAAAACAACUUACUGCUUAAGUGCUUAGUAGUGUCUUAUGACAUCAUUCUUAUAACAAAAAUCUACCAAAUUUUAAAAAAAAAUAAAAAAAAAAAAUCCAUGUAAAAAGGACACACUAACAAAUCCCAAUAAAAACAUGGCAUGCUUUUUUCUUUUGUAAUUUUUUCUUUCAUUUUUUCUUUCUUAUGGUUGACUGACCAUUUAUUACAUACCCUUCUAAAAAUCAUCCAUUAUUCCUCUCACUUUUUCCUCUUUUCUCCAUCUAUAUAUAAUAUAUAUACAACACAAUCAAAUUCCUCUACCAUAAUAUAUUUGAAAUAGACCGUUUGUCACAAUUUCUUUCUCAUUAGAAUUAACAAUCAUAUACUAUAUAGUUUAAACUUUAAUUUAUACUUUGGCCAAAAAAUAAAAUACAAUGGCAUACAUUAACAGCCUCCAUAACAACUUCUCUUCCCUAGGUUGCUUGGAUCUACACAACCUUGGAGUUCUCAACGCAGACAUAUCAUCUUAUGAUAUGGAGAACAAUAAUGCAGGAUCAUUAUUGAUGUUACCAAGUUCAGAUUAUGGUAAUAAUUACUCUAAUAAUCUCCUCUCGACGGGGUACCUUGAAGAUGCUUUGAUCGAGUUUAGUGUUCGAUUUAAACGAAGACGUGUUAUGGUAUCUUCCAAUAAUGAUAGUUAUCAUUAUGGUGGUAAUUAUGAUCACCAUGAUCAUGAUAAUCAGUUUGCAACUCGUCAUCCUUUUGAUGAUCUUAGUUGUUGGAGUAACUUGUUUGCCAACUACAACAUGCAAUCAGAAGAUCAGGAAUUAAGCCAUGCAAGUUUGCUUAAUCAUGAUCACAUGCAUUACUCCUUAGGGGGAAUUAUGGAGAAACCAGCUAAUAAGGAAAUGUACGAGGAAGUAGUUAAAAUAGAAGAAACAAACACAUUACUACUAGAAGAAGCAAUCACAAGUUCUCCAAAGGUUAUGGACUUGUCUUCUUACUCCAAACACAAUAAUUCAUUCAACUCAAAAUCUACAACUUUUGCUUACAACAGUGACACAAAUUCUACGGAUUCUUCGUCAAUUUCUGACGAGAGGGAAAAGAAGAAGAUGAAGAAGGCAAACACGACUUCGAAAAUGGUAUACCCAUUUGGGCUAGUGAAGCCAGGGGGAGAAGAGGGGGAUGUAACCCUGAAAGACAUAAACCAAAGGAUAUUAAUGCCUCCUACUAGACCCCUCAAACACCCUGUGGGGGACUUUGCUUGUCGCCCCGCCGUGUCGCCCCAUGGCCCCGGGUUAUCAGGCAAGGCUGUGGUUGCCUUGACCAAAAUUCACACCCAAGGUAGGGGUACCAUUACCAUCAUUAGAACCAAGGGUUGACGUAUAAUCAACAUUAAAUUAGGGUCAAAAAAAGAAAACAAACUGUGGAUAUAUGUACCAUGUAUUAUAAAUUUCAUUGUACUAUUUUUACUUAUUAGAAUGUCAAUCUCCUUUUGACUUAGAUCUUAAUAUAUAUAUGUAAAUUGAGCAACUUUAGUACGAAAGAAAUACAAGUA